Messenger RNA from Passer domesticus (house sparrow), 4301 nucleotides. RefSeq names its product regulator of G protein signaling 9 (gene RGS9). Gene Ontology annotation, cellular component: neuron projection; cytoplasm; plasma membrane. Bases 81 to 1538 code for a protein of 485 amino acids. Gene Ontology annotation, biological process: G protein-coupled receptor signaling pathway; intracellular signal transduction; regulation of G protein-coupled receptor signaling pathway. The transcript has 17 exons. Gene Ontology annotation, molecular function: GTPase activator activity. NCBI's taxonomy places the organism in Eukaryota, Metazoa, Chordata, Aves, Passeriformes, Passeridae. The record is from RefSeq and is a predicted model, not a curated record.
GCGCCGCCCCCGGCGUGUGGCGGUGUCCGCAGCCAGGUGCGCGGGGCCGGGGCCGCGCUGCUCCGCUCCGCUCCGCCACCAUGACCGUCACACGGCUCGACCAGGGCCAGCGCUACCGCCCGCGGAUGGCCUUCCUGAAAAAGAUCGAAGCUCUCAUGAUGGAGAUGCAGAGCCCAGACACAGGAAUCAAGACACAGACACAGACAGUGAUGGUCACCAGCAUCCCCCACGCUGUGACAGGUAAUGAUAUAAUGCAGUGGAUCCUUCAGCGCUUGCAGAUCACUGCAGAAGAGGCACUCCACCUGGGAGACCUGUUUGUCAAAUAUGGAUAUAUCUACCCUCUUCAGGAGCCAAAGAACCUCACCCUGAAGGCAGAUGGCAGCCUCUACAGGUUUCAAACCCCCUAUUUCUGGCCAGUGCAGGGCUGGGCUGCUGAUGACACAGACUAUGCAAUUUACCUGGCAAAGAAGAACAUUAAAAGGAAAGGGAUUUUGGAAGAAUAUGAAAAGGAACAUUACAACAUGCUCAAUCAGAAAAUAAACUACAAGUGGGAUUUUGUCAUUAUGCAGGCCAAGGAGCAGUAUAAGGCAGGGAAGGAGCGGAAGAAGGAGGACAGGUAUGCCCUGGACUGCCAGGAGAGAGCCUACUGGCUUGUGAACAGAACUCCUCCAGGCAUGCUGGAUGCCCUCGAGUAUGGAUUAGACCGUGUCACAGACCCCAAUGAAAAUAAGAAAAAUACGAUGGAAUUCUAUAGGAGAGAGAUCAUGUACUAUCAGCAGGCCAUCUUGAAGACCAGAGUGAAAUCUUCUGUCUCUCUUGGAGGGGUUGUGAAGUACUCUGAGCAGUUCCUCUCCAAUGAUCCCAUCCUGUCUGGAUGUCUCCCCAGCAACCCUUGGAUAUCAGAUGACCCUGACUUUUGGGAUCUCAAUGCAAAGCUGGUGGAGGUGCCCACCAGGAUGCGCGUGGAGCGAUGGGCCUUCAACUUCAGCGAGCUGAUCCGGGACCCCAAAGGCCGCCAGAACUUCCAGAUCUUCCUGAAGAAGGAGUUCAGCGGAGAAAAUCUGGGUUUCUGGGAGGCCUGUGAGGAUCUCAAGUAUGGAGACCAAUCCAAGGUCAAAGAAAAAGCAGAAGAAAUCUACAAGCUCUUCCUGGCUCCGGGAGCGAGGCGCUGGAUUAACAUCGAUGGCAAAACAAUGGGCAUCACAGUCAAAGGCCUGGAGCACCCUCAUCGUUACGUUCUAGAUGCUGCUCAGACCCACAUUUACAUGCUGAUGAAAAAGGACUCCUAUGGCCGCUAUUUAAAGUCUCCAAUAUACAAGGAAAUGCUGGCCAAGGCUGUUGUGCCACAAGAGGGUGUCAAAAAAAGCACGGGUUUGUUCGGACGCCGCCACCUCCGCUCCAGCCCCAGCCCCAUCAUCCUGAGGCAGCAGGAGGAAGAGGCCAAAGCCAGGGAAGCCGCCAACACCGUGGACAUCACGCAGGUCAUGAGCAAGCUGGAUCGCAGGAACCAGCUCCAGAAGGAAGCUCCUCCCAAGUAGGCUCUGAGCCCCGCAGGGAAAAGACAAGGCGAGGCUGGUGUUGAGCUUCGUCUCCCCUUCCUGAAGGUGUCAGUGCUGCUUUAGGUUUCCAGGCCGGCUCUGCUCUCUGCCGGCUUCCCGCACGUUGCCAUGGCUUCUGGAGAGCGGAUGUCCCUUCCCAGGCAGUGCCGGGCUGCUGCUGUGCCAGGCUGGGGUGCAGCACCCCGCACACCUCGGAGGGGAGAUGCCUUCUGCCCCCACGCAGCCUGCAGAGCCCAGCUGCCUGUCCCUGCUGCUGCAGGAGUGGGGUGGCACAAGGCAGGGUAGAGCUGUGCCCCAGUUCAGACCAGCCUUGGCACUGAGGGGGAUGAGCCCGUGGGGAGCAGAGUGAGGUCACCCAGCCCAGAGUGUCCCUGCUGGCCUCCAUCCCCUCGGGGGGCUCUGCACCCUCCCAAUGGGUGCAUCUGGUACCCCCUGAGAGGAGCACACCCCUCUCCAAGAGUCCUGCACCUCCAGCCAGCACCACAGGCAGAGGAGCUGACUGUGGCAGCAGGAGCAGUUCUGAAGGUUUAGCUGACCUUCUGAAUUUGAAUGACACUCCCACAUCCCCUGGCACGCUGGGGGUGAUCAGCAGGAAGCUCUGCUCUGCUCUCCCUGUGGCUCCUGUGCUGUGAGCUGGGUGUGCAGGUGCAGAGAGCUGCCCCUUGCCAGAGCCUGCACGAGACCAAGAGAGAUUUUAUCCAAUCCUUCCCACCUCUUGUCUUGUCUUUUUCCUGCUCUUCUAUUUUCUAUUGUUAAAAAUCCAACAGGAGGUAGCUGCAGUUGUCAUUGGCUUGUAGCCCAGAGGCAAGGGAGAACAGGGUAGAGGUGUUAAGAGCAGAUUUCAACUUUAAGUAGUGUUUUCUUUUUCAUUUACUCUGUCUCUUUUGCUCUGUAGAAUAAGGCAAGCUAAAUACCACAUUAGUGCUAAAGAGCUCAGGUAGAUUCUGGGCCUUGCUGGAAAAGCCCAGCAUGCCUGGACCAGGCCAAUGGUUACCAGAAGUGUGAAGAUUCCUGCAAAGGCCAGUAAAGGGAACUGAAGGGGCAGAAAAGCUUCCUUGUUUGUUAAAAUUUUGGGGAAGCAAAGGAGCUAGGUGGAAGCACUGAGGUCUGGAAAGCUGCCUCUCUCCAGUUCACAUUGUUCAUCCCUUUUUAAUACUGGUAGGAUUUUACAGAAAAUGGGAGAUCAUAGAACACAGAAUGGUUUGGAUUGGAAGGGAUUUUAAAGCUCAUCUCAUUCCACCCCCUGCCAUGGGCAGGGACACCUUCCACUGCCCCAGGGUGCUCAGAGCCACAUCCAGCCUGGCCUUGGGCACCCCCAGGGAUGGGGCAGCUUCUGGAGAGAUCUGGCAGGGAGUGGGAGCCCUGGGGUAGCGGGGUGCAUGCAGGCCCCUGGAGCCCUGGGGUCCUUGCAGGGCAACUCCCUGUGAACAGGGGACAGCCAUGAUGUCACUGUGUCCCCAACAGCUCCGACAGUGACUGGCCCUCCCCGUGGCAGGAUCAGGGCUGGACACUCUGAUCUGGUGUCACUCCUCCGCUUGUGGCUGAGCCAGGGAGGUUGUCCUGCCCUUCCUUACCCCAGCAGUGAUAAACCUCCUCAGGGGAAUUGAAACUGAGUCACCCCGGACCUUGCCUGUGAUGUCUGUGCUGAGUCUGUUCUCACUCCUGCGGAAGCACAGGCACAUUCUGCACUGCUGGACAGGGGAGCAGGCUCAGGCUGCCUUUUUUAAAACUUAAACCCCAAGGCUUUGUUACAUCAGGUGCCCUCAGUGUACUUGGACAUCAGAGCACUGGCAGGCACUCCAGAACCUGGCAGGGCUGGCCCAAAGCUACUGGGCUGUGAUGAACUCUGCAGCCUCUGCAGAGUUUGUGUAACAUGGAGCACUGAGCAUGUUGGGAUUGCCAGUAUGUAGGAACAUGUGGAAGAUCAAGUCAGGGUAUAAAUAAUAAAUAACAAAUCUGUGUGUUCCCGUCAGUCCCUCUGAUUCUACUUCUAUUUUGUCUGCUGCUUUGCUUGUUAUGUUCUCUGUAUCCAUUCCUUUCUCUGAUUUUUUAUCAUCUCUGCUUGGCAUCGCUGCUCCCCUGCCAUGGGUUGUGUUGCAUGCUCGGGAGUCGCUGUGCUUGUGGAACACCAGUCAGUGCUUCUGGAACACCAGUCAGUGCUUCUGGAAUACCAGUCAGUACUUGUGGAACACCAGUUACUGCAUGUGGAACACCAGUCAGUACUUGUGGAACACCUGUUACUGCAUGUGGAACACCAGUUUUUGCUUGUGGAACAAGCAGCCAUCCUUCACACCCAGGCAGGAGCUGGUUUUGCCCUGCCACAGGCUGAUGGAGCAGUCACAGCCCAGCCUUCUGCUCCUCAUCCUCUGCUGCUCAGUCCUGGAAGAGGAAAGUUGCCUGGUACAAGCUGAACUUCACUUUGUGCCAGCCGAGAAAUUGUUUGUUUCCAUGUGUUGUUCAAUUUUUUUGGCCAUGGCUUCCAUGCAUUCAUCUGUCUAAUAAAAAUAAAUGUAGAAAACAGAAAAAGAACCAAGAUCCUUCUCUGUCGUGUCUCAGUGUGUUCAUCCUUCUCUGUGCCAUCUCUGCAUGCGUGUGCAUGUCCUGUGUGUGCCUCUGCUCUCAGCUCCUCUCCUUGGACACUUGAGCUGCAUUUCAUUUUGCUGGGACUAAGUCCUUGAGAAAUGGGAGGGGACCUGGCAUGCAGCAUGUGCUGUCCUUGUCCUGUCCAGUCUGUGCUUGGGC